GCUGUCAGUCAGCCAUCAUGGGAAAAAAGGUUCGCAGCAAGGCGACGGUGAAGGUUCAGUUCAGCUAGCUUUUUUUUCUCGGUCGACACUUCGAUACGACGACGAACGAACGCGAUUGCGAUAAAAUUUGAUUGGCACAGCCGAGAGCCGUCUUUUAGAAUGUAGUGAUCGAAUUCUGGCUCAUCUUGGCUUGUUGCGUGUGCGAAGGGUUUUGAAAUUGCCAAAACAACAGUGGAAAAGUUUCCGUCGAGUCGCGGUUGUGUAUGAAAAGUGGCCAAAUCUUCUGUGCCAAGGCAUGCAGCGGUUUCGGUUUAUUGAGUUUUUAUGUUAAGGAUUUUUCUUUGCGUGCUGUGGUAUUUUGCAGUGGAGUGUUGUUAGUGGUUGAAGCCCUGGAGGCACUCUAGUCUUGUCGAGUGGAACGCUGCUGGAAAAGGUGGUUGCAGAGGAGGAAAAAAGUCCACACUAACACGGGCAGAGGUGGAGCGCAGGAAGAAGAAAAAGGCGACUGGGCUCAGAAAAAAGUAUUCCUUAUUUUUGCAUUUUAAAAUACGGAAAUGUUUUGAGAAAAAAGUACUGCUGGGUCACGAAAUGGCCGAGAAUACUAGUGCAACUUCAUGAGUGUUGAUAGUUUUACGAGAAAAAAGAAGAGCAGUCUGCGAAAAAUCUGGGAUUUGUUAGUGGAAAAAAUCGUGCAAAAAUAAGCAGCAUGGAGCUUUCAUGAAAAAUAUAUAUAAAAGCUAGAGAAGAAAAAAAUAUAGUAACGGCAAUUUGUUGAAGAGCGAAUCUACGAGUUGUAAAUUGUGAAGUUUCUCAAGGUUUAUUUGACAACCUUGGAAGAAUAAAUCUUAGCAAUAAGUAGAAGCAGCAGUAACAAAGGCAGACGAUGCCGAAAUGUGAUGUUAAAACCAGAUAUAUUCCAGCGACCUUCGCUUGGGCGCUGCUGUUGGGCACGACGUUCCUGUUUUUCUACUAUCCAUGCCGACAGUUCUACGUACAGCGACACCCAUGGGUACCGGCGUACCAGGCCGUCAUCACGUUCUUCGUCAUCGCCAACUUUACACUGGCCACCUUUAUGGAUCCUGGUGUCAUCCCGAAAGCCCCACCCGACGAAGAUCGCGAGGACGAGUUUCGAGCUCCGCUGUAUAAGAAUGCUGAAAUUAACGGUAUCACGGUGCGGAUGAAAUGGUGCGUAACGUGCAAAUUCUACCGGCCUCCAAGAUGUUCCCACUGUUCGGUGUGCAAUCAUUGCAUAGAGACUUUCGAUCAUCACUGUCCAUGGGUUAACAACUGCAUCGGUCGUCGAAAUUAUCGGUUCUUCUUCUUCUUCCUGAUAUCGUUGUCGAUUCACAUGCUAAGCAUCUUUUCACUCUCCCUGAUCUAUGUGCUACAGAAGGAGAAAGAUAAGCUAACCGAGGUGGAGCCGAUCGUGGCUAUGGUCCUGAUGGCAAUCGUCACCCUGCUGGCGAUCCCCAUUUUCGGUUUAACCGGAUUCCACAUGGUACUGGUGUCCCGGGGGCGCACCACUAACGAACAAGUCACUGGCAAGUUCAAGGGAGGUUACAAUCCGUUCUCGCGAGGAUGCUGGAACAACUGCUGCUACACACAAUGUGGUCCACAGUAUCCAAGUCUGUUGAAGCCACAGAAGUACGUCGCGCGGCGGUCGAACAAGGAAAACCAAUCGAUUAGUACAAUCACAAACGACGGCGGUCCGGGAGGUGGAGGCAGUAACUCCAGUCGGCAUCUGAAUUCUCAACAACAGCAGGCGCUUAGCGCUAGCGGUUCUGGUGGCAGUAGCCAAGGCAUCUAUGAUAACAGCCGCCAUACGCAGGUAAAAACCUAUAUGGAUCAUGGCAAUGGUCACGGUAUUCGUACGGUUGGAUCCAGCCAUUACAGUAAGCUAUCUCCUGGUCGGGAAUGCUCCGAUAUUGAUAUGGAACCGCAAGCUUCGCAGAGCCGAGAUUGUGAGCCGACACCACCACUGCAGCGACAUGGUUCAAAAAGCAACUUCUUCCUGCCGCCGAUAGAUGGCAACGGAGGCAUCAACAUGAACGGAAGCCAAGGUCAAGGUGGCAACGGUGGAGGGGACUCCCCUCGACAUAUACGUAUGUACCAUCCAAGGCACAGCCCGCAUCCUCGUCAACGUGGACUAGAUCCGUCCCGUAGCUUCACGCCCGAGGGCCUUUCACCGGAUCAACCUCCGCCGAUGAUUACUAUCCAACAGCAGCAGCAACAACCAAACCAGCAGGGUAUUUCACGUGGUACAUCGGCAACACCGACAAUGCAACAAAGGAUCAAGGCGCUUGGUGUGGCUACUCCCUUGGCAAUGUCUAGUCCCGUUAGAAGAUCCAAUCCCGGAACGCCCACUCAACCCCGGCGACCGGAUUUCAUCGGAGUAAACAUGGUCAGUCAACCACAGCAGCAACAACAGCAGCAGCAACCCGGUGCAACCUAUUACGAUUUUCCCCUCCAGCAGCAACAACAGCAGCAGGCCCAGAUGCACCAAACGGGUCUUCCCCCGGUACACCCCUACCACCAGCAGCAGCCAAUGUCUCAGCAACAGCAGCCCCCACAGUAUCCGAUGGUGCAUCACAAUGGUGGGUUGCCCCAACAGCAGCAGCAGCAACAACAGAGGCCACCAAACAUUGUCUACCAUCACGGAAGCCCCCAAAGACGUUAUUUGUCCGAAGGUGAACUUGCACGUCAAGGAGCGGAACUGUCAUACGCUCGCAGUAACCAGACUGUCGAUAACAUUCGUGAACUGGCGGGGAGCCCUCAACGAGGGGUUUACAUGUGGAAGGAUACAUCACCUGGAUUCAGCAACGGGAAUGGCCCAGUGAGCAGUCAACAGCAACAGUCACAAUCACCCGGUGUGUUUGUAAGUAUGGCUCCAUCGGUCUACCAGAAUACACCUAGUCCAACUGGAUCUCAGCAACAGCCUCAGUACGGUAGUGUGAGUGCAGCCAGAUAUCAACUGCAACAGCAACAGCAACAAGCCAGUUUAAAUACCGGCUAUCAUCCGGCUCUUCGUGGUGGCGUGCCAGUGUUUCCCCCUCAACCUCUUCCUUCUUCCGUAGUGCCAGUGACCACGCAACAACAAUCGAGUGGUGGCACUGGGCCCCAGGCCCCCUCACCACAAAUCAAACGGAAAGCCACUCCCACACGACCGAUGUCCUUUGUAAGGGCGCUCGAGAUGACAGACUCGAUAGAAAUGAAUACGACUGAUUCCGGAGGUGGCUCUGGUAAUGGCAGUAACGUACAGCAGCAAGCGUCCGGCGGGCAGUCCGGAAGAGCUACUACGCCGACUCCGCCGGAUAGAGGCAGCGUGUACGAUAUGAACUACGAGAUUUCCGUAUAACAACUGCAACCGGCGAUGCAGCAACGGCGGCAGCAGUAGAGUAGCGAUAGAGUUGUAAUAGGAAAAUGAUCGGCUAACCGUUAGACUAUGCUUGUUAGGGAUUAUUGUCAGUUAUUGAUGGAACUCUUGUUUUGUUUGCAUGUUUUUUAAUAAUAUUUAUUUUCCUCUGUACAGUCCGAUGCCCUGAUAAGAUACAUUUCUAUUAUGUAAUUUCAUUUUAGGCGUUAGAGGAAAAAACGGCCAGUCUGAAACUUUAGAUUAACUUAUUUUUCACAAUUUGGCGUAUCGUACUAACAUUCAGUUUAAAUAUUAGCGUGUUUCCAGAUACUAUUCCUCUAGAUUUAUUUAAUUACCAUUUUGACCUGAAACAAUCAACGAUUUUUGACAAAAGCCGAACCAACAAAUUCAAAUAAUGUACACACUAUUGUUACCUCUGAAUGGAAAGAUAAAACAUUGCUGCAAUUUCCCUCGCCCUCUCAUAUUAUGGAAAAGUCGCAUCCGCUCCAGGUGCGAUGUUUGUUGUUGCUGUUGUUGUUAGUCCAACGUAAAGGGCGCUUCAACUUCUCUUCUCUCAGCAAAUAGGUCACACUACUGGACUGUAAAUAAAAAUUUUCUUUAAUCGUUCGACAAAUAGAUACAAUAAGAUGGCUCACUUGAUGUUGCAGCACAGAAAAAAAAAACUUCUAAAAAGUUCUGUAAACCCAUAUCGCAGUACCUGUGAGAAAUUAUUUGCAAGAUAUUUUGGUACAUUCGGGGUGAUAUUAGAUUUUGUUUUAUGGAUAUUAAGCACUCAUGUUUUAAUUCAAAGCUCUACCUCAGUUCCUUUUUUCCCAUGUGUUGAACAAUUGAAUCAUGAUAGUACGUAUACUGACCAUCGUUUCGCCGAAGACUGAAGCAACCGAUUGAUUUAUGUAGAAAAUGGGUCUUAAUUUCAUAUCAAAAAGUUUUGUCAAUCUUAUCAACUAUCUGUUUGUACCAAACAUAUUUUCGCAAGAUUAGUGUCCAUAUUUUGAGUAUUUUACUAACUUAUUCAGGAGAUUCUCGAGUUCCUUUGUCUUUCUAACGAAUAUUUUUGACCUUCUACACCCUAGCACGUCCGGUUUCUUUCAGAUUGCAAAUGUGACACUCAUACUUAGUAAGGUUAACUAACUACAAUGCAAGAGCCAAUCCAGUCGCAUGUUAUGUCCUCAUAAGAGCAAACAAAUGUAUCAAUAAAGAACUGCUAGCAUUAUAAAAACAUGAUUUCGUAGAAGAUGCAAAAAUAUUCACACAAAUUUCGUGGUCGACUUUUUGUUGAUGUGUGCGUGUAUAGGUGAUGCGAAACUUGCUCGAGACUCUCUUAAGCUAGCAAAUGGAGGCAGCAAAUCGAGUUACGACAAAAAAAAAGAUGCAAAUUAGAAGAGAUGAAUUCACUGCCCGUACGUUGUUAGUGAACCCUAAAUCCCUUCCGCGGUUGAUCGAUGGCAGAAGAUGAAGCAAGAUAGAGUGUGUAUGUGUACGUGUGCUUCAAAACAUCACACGUGGUUGCUAAUGCGGGGCUCUCUCUCACUGCUAGACAGACCAGUUAGCGCUGCAUCCAGUUUUGUACAAGUGUAUAAUUGUUAGAAUAUUUUGAAGUAGGUUCCGAAAGCGGCAAAUGCUUUUUUCCCUGAAUGACGGGUAAAAUGCAGGAGAUCGUUUUUAUGACAUUAAGAAAAGUAGUUUUACAAAGCUAGAAAGUAAAUCAGAAUGACGCGUCUGAAGCCUGACGAAGUAGGGCAAUAUGAUAGUUACAUGUAUUUAUUAACAAGUUGUGCAUACUGACCGUACGUAAUUCGCCAGGAAGCAAUCGAUUGCAUCUCUCUUUCGGUUUUGCUAACCAAUCCUACCCUAAAUAGUGUACAUACACUAACAUACCUUUUAUAACAUAAAAAUGUUCACUUUACAAAAACACAGAGACAGAAAAAAGUUACAUUAAAUUCAAGACAUGGUCGAGUAACAUCAUUGCAGGUGCUCGAAAAUAGUGUACGUUCUGAUCCUCUUCCUCGUGAAACAAUAAGAGCAGAACCAUCCCCUUCCAUGAUUAGAUCGUUUGUGAAACUGCGCGCUCUUGCAAGCCACCAUGCACCUUUCUUCGGGCACUCGUGGGUGUUUGUAUUGUACAUUACAGUGUAGCAAUUAUGGACCGAGAAAUACAAAUAUAUUUACUGUGUAAUAGGAAACAUUACAGAACGAAUUGGAAAACUAACUGUUAUGGAACGAGUUUUUUUUCUGAAAGAGCAAAUACAGAAUUAACGAGGUCUGAUAACAGCUAUAAAUAUACAGCAAAAAAGGAAAGAAAACAAUGAAAACACUUAUAUAUAUGACAAAGAGAAACUGUAAUAUUUCACUGUGAAUAUAUACAUAUAUAAUAAAAAAAAUGAAAAAAGUGACAAAUCUGUAAAA
This is a messenger RNA of Wyeomyia smithii (pitcher-plant mosquito), 5779 nucleotides long. It is a transcript of the gene Zdhhc8, whose product is annotated as palmitoyltransferase ZDHHC8. Gene Ontology annotation, biological process: protein palmitoylation. The coding region runs from base 884 to 3355 and encodes 823 amino acids. The record is from RefSeq and is a predicted model, not a curated record. The transcript has 8 exons. Lineage: Eukaryota; Metazoa; Arthropoda; Insecta; Diptera; Culicidae. Gene Ontology annotation, molecular function: palmitoyltransferase activity.